AUGAUCUACACGAACCUUGAUAAUUUCUACCUCAGCAAGGAAGAUCUUGAAAGGAGCCCAUCGAGACAGGAUGGUGUGUCCGAGGACACAGAGACAGAACUCAGAAUAUUUGGGACUACCCUCAUCCAGACGGGCGGCUAUUUGCUGGAGCUUCCUCAAGUUGUUAUGGCAACAGGACAAGUGCUGUUCCACCGCUUUUUCUGCAAAGAAUCGAUGGCGAAAUUCGAUGUAGAGAAAGUGGCCUGGACAUGCUGCUGGCUCGCCACAAAGCUAGAAGAAAUUCCACGCCGCGUACGGGACGUUCUGGCUGUCUUCUACCGCUUGCAGCUCAGGCGGCAGGCUCUUCCCCUGAAACCACUAGACUUCUACACUGUGGAGUAUGAGACGAUGAAGCUCGAACUUAUAAGAGUGGAGCGUAUGAUUUUGCGCGAAUUUGGCUUCAUUGUGCACGUUGAGCAUCCGCACAAGCUGGUCUUGAACCACUUGCAUAUGAUGCUGGGCACAGGGCAUCGAGAGCUGAUGCAAGAAGCCUGGAACCUCACGAAUGACAGCCUGAGGACGACGUUGUGCGUGCGCCUGAAGAGCGAAGUGGUGGCUUGCGGCAUAAUCUUCAUGGCCGCGCGGCGUCUCAAGAUCCCCCUGCCUGAGGAGCCUCCCUGGUGGGAGCUGCACAAUAUCACCUUUGAGGACAUCUGUGAGGUCUGCAUGGAGGUGCACAGCUUGUAUCAGCGGCCACCUGCGCGCUACAUUGCUCUGACGCGAGGCGCGCAGGCGAGCAGCGCAGCCGCGACUCCACAGGCCUCUCCAAUGACGGGCCAGGGCAGCCCUGUCAUGUCGCUCGGGCCACCGGGAGCUGCCAGCUCUCGCGGUGCAGCAGCUGUGGACAGCGGUGCUCAGCCGCCACAUGCUGCGGAGACGUCCCUGCCAAACGGGGUGCGAUGUGGACCUUUACUCCAGUAUGCUGGUGUGAAAGUGCUGCAAAGGAGCUCAUGCUGA
This is a messenger RNA of Coccomyxa subellipsoidea C-169, 996 nucleotides long. RefSeq names its product cyclin-like protein. Lineage: Eukaryota; Viridiplantae; Chlorophyta; Trebouxiophyceae; Coccomyxaceae. The coding region runs from base 1 to 996 and encodes 331 amino acids. Gene Ontology annotation, molecular function: cyclin-dependent protein serine/threonine kinase regulator activity. Gene Ontology annotation, biological process: regulation of transcription by RNA polymerase II. Gene Ontology annotation, cellular component: nucleus. The transcript is spliced from 5 exons. The record is from RefSeq and is a predicted model, not a curated record.